GUAAUCACAACUCGCUCCUCGCUGCACGCACCCACAGCAUACGUUUGAUACACGCACCCACAGCAUAUGCUUCUACCCUGAGCGAGCGGAGUCGCGGGUACUUUGCUCAAACCUUAAGAUUUUUCCGGGCGACGAGACUGCGCAACAUGCAGCUGACCAGCUGCCUCGGCGGCACGUCGUCGCGCCUGGUCUCGCGCCGUGCGGUCGCGCCUGCGACUGUGCGCGUUCCUGCGCCCAAGAUGCUGGGCCCCCACAUCCCCAAGCUGCCUUCGGCUCGCGGCAUGCGCGCCGCUUGCCGGGCGCAGUUUUCAGACGAGGUUAUGCUCGGCGCCCUGGUUUAUUGGGGCGCGGUUGUGCCCUACACGCUGCUGUCCAGCAUCACCACGUCCAUCAAGGGGGAACUUGCCGUCCUCAAGAAGGACAUCGCGGCGGACAGCAAGGCUGCGGAUGACCGCUGGGCGGUCGCUGAGGCCCGGUGGUACGCGCUUGCCCAGCGCGUUGCGGCGCUGGAGGUGUUGGCGACCGGAAAGCUGCCGGUGACUAAGGCCCCAGGCGACGGCUGAGGGGGCUACGCGGCGUGAGCCCCAAGGCUUACAAGCGGAUAAUAGAAUUAAGGUGGCCUGCUGGUCAAGGCUGCACUUGCUCGAUGCUGCAGCCAGAUGGCGCUGGCCAGCCGUGCUGGCGCGGCAUUGGUUGGUCCUUGAGGUCGUUGAAGCGUUGGUGGCUUUGGUUCUCGUGGGUAGUGCAUGCGCCGUGCUGUGCGCUUGGAGGGGCUCAGCCCCUUUUCCCGUGACCGGGAAACACUUGUCCGGUUGGCUCGCCCCCCAAAGGGCACUGGCCUAGCAGCACAUUGAGAACCUCGAGUACGGUCCUUUUCCGGUUUUCCCCAACCUCUGGGCAAUGGCCCAAACACGCUGUUGCCCUUUCAGGAGACUCACUGGCAGCACUAAGUCCGGCACGGCUGGAGGGAAGCUGAUAGCAGCAGCGCUCGCAGCCUGCACAGGUUCGAGGGUUACAAAACGGUAAUUUGGUCCCUCUCUGGGCCUGCGUGCGUGCCACAGCUUGUAGCACAGCACACUGCGACGCACUGCGCAGCCAGCAGCGCACUGCGUGAGUCCAACGCCACUGCGCACGUGCAGUAGGUCAAAUGACCUUGUACCAGUGUGUGCUGCUAUUUGUCAUUGCAAACGGUGCGUUGGGGCAUCCAUGGCCAGGGGCGCUGGGGUGAGGUGGGGUUGGGGAAAUGUGGGUGGUGCCGUGGGGGAGAGGGGCGUGGCUGGGGCUGACCAUGGAUCCAGGUUGGAAUCGUUCAUUUGUGCGUGCCGUUCCCGGGUUGACGAGGGUGCGGGGCUGAGCUGCGGGCAUGCGGGGGGAACUCCGCGCGACCUCGCAAUUUCACAGGGUGUUGGCCCAGCCACUAAUAGUACA
Chlamydomonas reinhardtii is the source of this 1428-nucleotide messenger RNA. RefSeq lists its product as uncharacterized. Bases 147 to 563 code for a protein of 138 amino acids. Lineage: Eukaryota; Viridiplantae; Chlorophyta; Chlorophyceae; Chlamydomonadales; Chlamydomonadaceae. The record is from RefSeq and is a predicted model, not a curated record. The transcript is spliced from 4 exons.